AUGAGGAGGAUCAUUGCUGAAGAUCUAGACUGGUCACUGGCUACAGUGUCUAGUUUGUCGAACCUCUGUCUCCAGUGCAUAGUGAACAACUUUGAAGAAAGGCCAGUAUAUGAAGAGCUUACAUCCAGUGAGAAGGACUUCAUUCAGAACAGAGUGUCCCUUUCCCUGCCUCUGCAUUUCGCAGCCAAUGUUUUCCCAGAUGGCGUUUACUGGAAGCGAUGCUGUGAGCAGAAGUGGAAAGUUUGUGACGUCUCUAAUUACGGCGAAAGGUGGAAACAAAUGUUUUUUGAAAGGCAGCUGGAGAACAUCAUUGAACUUUUCGUUCCAGGCAUAACAGAGCCAAAGACAGUUCUAGACAUGGUCACACUUUGUAAAGACCACAUCAAGAAGCUAAACAUCGCUCAGCUUCUGCCACCUGUCAAGGAGCCGCAGACGGAGGAUGAGGAGCAAGCAUCAGAGCUGACACUUGCAAAUGAGGAUGAUAAAUCUGGUAUGGACCACUUUGACUUUAGGAUCUUGCUUGACAAGCUUACAAACCUGGAAGAGCUGCACUUGGUGUACAAAGUCAAAUCAUGUGGUAUGAACUUUGAAUGGAGCAUGUUUGAGAUGACCAACCGAGACUGUGAGUCCCUUGCCAAGGCACUUAAGUCCUGUAAGACAUUAAAGCUCUUUAGGCUCCAUCUAAGCCACCUUGAGGAUAAAAAGUGCCGUUUGUUGGUGAAGUACCUUUUAGACCACCCCUCCCUGCGUACUCUAGAUUUUUCUCACAACGUGAUUGGAGACAGCGGAGCCAGAGCCAUCGGCAAAUUGCUCACAAAGAGCAAGCUGGAGAUCCUUAACCUGUAUGACAACAAUAUUGGCGGCCCUGGGGCCAAGGCUAUAGCUCAUGCCUUGUCCAAGAACACAACUCUUGUGUCCCUCAACCUAUGUCUGAACCGUCUGAAUGAUGAGGGUGGUCAGGCUAUUUGUAAGGCCUUGUUGAACAACAAAACCCUACUUCACCUGCAACUGGGAGCCAAUGGGGUGACUUGGCUUACUGCGCUUUCCCUGUCUAGUGUGUUAGCACAGAAUAACACCCUGAAGAGCAUCAAUCUCUCCUGCAACGCGCUGGGUGAGGUUGGAGGAAACGCUUUGGAGGAGGCGAUGUCUCAUAACACCAGUGUGACAGAAUGCAAUAUCCACCUGACAGACAUCGAAGAGCGGAGAGUUUCCAUCAUUAACCAAAUGGUUUGGAACAACCAGUUUAGAAAACAAGAAACAAGCCCAAGAGAGAAGAAUACUGAGAAUGCCAACUGA
This is a messenger RNA of Pelmatolapia mariae (spotted tilapia), 1296 nucleotides long. RefSeq names its product t-complex-associated-testis-expressed 1 (gene drc5). The transcript is spliced from 4 exons. Gene Ontology annotation, biological process: microtubule-based movement. The record is from RefSeq and is a predicted model, not a curated record. Gene Ontology annotation, molecular function: protein binding. Bases 1 to 1296 code for a protein of 431 amino acids. Lineage: Eukaryota; Metazoa; Chordata; Actinopteri; Cichliformes; Cichlidae.